CCAUCAUAGUCACUCUUCUAAUGAUGAGUGCAUCAGCAUCAACAUCGGCAAUUCCCAUUCUACUGGGAUCAUCAUUAAAAGCAAAGAGAGAAUCAUCUACAUCUUCCUCGAGGCAGCCGCUUGUUUCAGUCAAAUACAACUUUAAACCGCCAUCAAUAUCAAAAGAAAGUGAUGCAUUCCUGCACUGCCCAAAGUGUACGCAACCAGAAUGGCUCUUAGAGUAUGCUGGAGGAUCAACCUCAAAGAAUGGCAUUGAACAAUCAAAUGAUGCACAGAGUUUCACUGGUACGCAAUCAGCAGCAAAGGAUGUAGAUUGUGUUUUGGUAUGGGAUGAUAGACGACAAGCUUAUGUUCUUGAUAGAAUAACAUCUAGCUUUUCGUUAAAGUUUGAUCGCAAGCAUACAAAGCUUAGCAAAGAGGCAAAAGAUGCUUUCUCGGCUGAAUCAAAUCAACGCAGGAGAUCGAGCGGCCGAACAAGUGCUUUAGGUUUGGACAUACCAGAGCAAGAGCUUGAGACGCAGUUGGAUACCUUCUAUGUUGAUGAUGAAGAGGAAGAAGGAGAGGAUUCAGAAAUGCACAUAACGGAAAAGAAACCGAAUAAAGAUGCGGUGGAAGAGGGAGAAAGCGAUGACGACUUUGCUAGACAGCUACAGUUAGACUUAGAAGAAAUGGAUACUGAUCAAAGGGAAAGUACAGAUCAAGAUAACGGACGUGACUCAAGUCCGAAAGGGAUAAAGACCGGAUUAGGCCUUGUAGGAGCACAUGGUCACUUGAUGAAUUCAGAAGAGGUCAUCACACCAAGAGGAUCGCCAUACCUGGACAGAAGCUCUAAAUUACAAAACUCGAAUACGCACAAUGCACCUGGCAGUGUCCCUACCAGCGCAAAUAUACCCACAACCACUCAAAUGCGCUCCACGCCUGGUAUGUCACCUUUAAGUGUUGCUAAUUCACCUCGACCAACAGGUUUGGAAUCUAGCUUGAGUGCUACUUGGAGGCCACCAGCACAAAGAAGUGCAGUCGCAAUGGCCUAUGACGAAGAUGAGGAUGAUGAAGACGACGACGACGACGAGAGCGAGGAUGAAGAAGACGACGAAGAAGAAGAAGGAGCUGUAGCAGCACCGGCUGGAGGAGAAGCUGAUGAUGAUGAUUUAGACGAAUUUGCAAGACAAUUAGAUAGCAGUAUGAUGGAGCCGCCAACUCCGAUAGAAGAUGAGAAGCCUGCACCUACUAAAGGACGUAGAAGUAGUACAAGAACUAAGCGUUAAAGAGCUUUGUUAUUCAUAGAUGACAAUGAAUGUCAUGUUUUCAUUUGAUGUAUAAUUCAUUUAUCCACUUUGUCG
This is a messenger RNA of Meira miltonrushii, 1340 nucleotides long. RefSeq lists its product as uncharacterized. The transcript has 2 exons. The coding region runs from base 24 to 1265 and encodes 413 amino acids. Lineage: Eukaryota; Fungi; Basidiomycota; Exobasidiomycetes; Exobasidiales; Brachybasidiaceae. The record is from RefSeq and is a predicted model, not a curated record.